Molecule: messenger RNA, 2077 nt
Organism: Chelonoidis abingdonii (Abingdon island giant tortoise)
Lineage: Eukaryota; Metazoa; Chordata; Testudines; Testudinidae
Gene: XPNPEP2
Product: X-prolyl aminopeptidase 2
Molecular function (GO): metalloaminopeptidase activity
Source: RefSeq, a predicted model, not a curated record
AUGUCAGGCUGUGCCAUAGGAUGGACAAAGCAAAGCAGCUCUGCCAGAAGUGACAUCAGAAACUGCACCACAUCUCCUCCGUUCCUGCCCCCCACGGUGACGGACACAAGUGCACAGCUGAAUGCCCUGCGCCAGCGCAUGCAGUUCUACAACAUCAGUGCCUACAUCAUCCCAGCCACCGAUGCACACAUGAGUGAGUACAUUGCUGAGCGGGAUGCACGGCUGGCAUGGAUUAGCGGCUUCACGGGAUCUGCAGGGACAGGGGUGGUGACGACAAAGAAGGCGGCUCUGUGGACAGACAGUCGAUACUGGACCCAGGCUGAGCGCCAGAUGGACUGCAACUGGGAGCUACAGAAGAUAGUCUGGACUGAUUCCAUUGGCGAGUGGCUGCUCCAGGAGAUUCCCGCUGACGAGAACAUUGGACUGGAUCCCUUCCUCUUCUCCAUUGAUCUCUGGAACAGUUAUGCCCACGUUCUGCAGGGUUCCAGCAGGACCCUGGUUCCCAUCGAGGACAACCUUGUGGACCUGGUGUGGGGCUCGCAGCGGCCUCCUUUGCCCACCAGUGAGAUCUACCUCCUGCCAGAGACCUUCACGGGCAGCACCUGGCAGGAGAAAGUGUCCGGGAUCCGGAGCCAGAUGGAGCAGCACUCCAGGAGCCCCACGGCUGUGCUUCUGUCAGCUCUGGAGGAGACAGCCUGGCUCUUCAAUCUCCGAGGAGAUGACAUCUUGUACAACCCUGUCUUCUACUCCUACGCACUGCUGACCACAUCAGACAUCAGUCUGUUUGUGGACAGGAACCGCCUGAGCGCGGAGGCACUGCAGUCCCUGAGUGCACUGUGCCCGGGGCCCCUGUGCGUGCAGGUGGAGGAGUAUAACCAGGUGCGAGCCAGCGUGCAGGCCUAUGCCCAGGGAGAUGUCCGGGUCUGGAUCGGGACGGAAUACACGACUUAUGGGCUCUACGGAGUGAUCCCCCAGGACAAGCUGGUGGAAAGCAGCUACUCCCCCGUGAUGACGACCAAGGCAGUGAAGAACACCAAGGAGCAGGUGCUGCUGAAAGCGGCCCACGUGCGGGAUGCCGUGGCCAUGAUCCAGUACCUGCUCUGGCUGGAGAAGAACGUUCCCAAGGGGUCGGUGGAUGAAUUCUCCGGCGCUCGCUAUGUGGACAAGCUACGAAGAGAGAAGGAGCACUGCAGGGGUGCCAGCUUCGAGACCAUCUCUGCCAGCGGGCUCAACGCAGCGCUGGCCCACUACAGUCCAUCCAACGUCAGCAGCCGGAAGUUGUCUGUGGAUGAAAUGUACCUGUUGGACUCCGGAGGGCAAUAUCUGGAUGGAACCACGGACAUAACCCGGACUGUCCACUGGGGAGAGCCCACCCCUUUCCAGAAGGAAGCAUACACGCGAGUGCUGAUGGGAAACAUCGACCUGGCCAGGCUUGUCUUCCCCUCCGAAACAUCAGGGAGAGUGGUUGAGGCUUUCGCACGCCAAGCCUUGUGGAAGGUUGGACUCAACUACGGCCAUGGGACUGGCCAUGGCAUCGGCAAUUUUCUGUCUGUCCAUGAGUGGCCAGUGGGAUUCCAGUCCAACAACGUGCCCUUGGUCAAAGGGAUGUUCACGUCCAUAGAGCCCGGUUAUUACCAGGAGGGUGAGUUUGGAAUCCGCAUUGAAGACGUGGCACUGGUGGUGGAAGCUCAAACCAAGCAUGGGGCAGGGGAGAAGGCCUACCUGACCUUCGAGGUGGUGUCUCUGGUGCCCUAUGACCGGAACCUCAUUGACAUCAGCUUUCUGUCUGAGGACCAGAUCCAGUAUCUCAACACGUACUAUGAGACCAUCCACCAGCGUGUGGGGCCAGAGCUGCAGAGACGCCAGCUGGAGGAGGAGUACGAGUGGCUGAGGAGGAACACGCAGCCCUUCUCACGGGGCACGCUGGUGGCCACCUCCCUGGGCACCUUGGCAAUCACCUCUCUAGUGUCUACACUCCUGCCUGACAGACAGACCUGAGGGAUACUGGGCCCCCAAUCGCCCAACUGUAAGCGAGUCUCCCAGCCCCUGUACUAGGCAGACUGUGGUUUGUAUGUUU